AUGGCGAGUGUAUCAUAUCAUAUCGCAAAUUUGCUGGAAAAGAUGACGUCCAGUGAUAAAGAUUUUCGGUUUAUGGCCACCAAUGAUCUUAUGGGAGAAUUACAGAAAGAUUCGAUUAAGUUAGAUGAUGACAGUGAAAGAAAGGUUGUAAAAAUGUUGUUAAAACUACUUGAAGAUAAAAAUGGCGAGGUUCAGAAUCUGGCAGUAAAAUGCCUGGGUCCUCUAGUAAAUAAAGUAAAGGAAUUUCAAGUAGAGACUAUCGUAGAUACACUGUGUUCUAAUAUGCUGUCAGAUAAAGAACAGUUGAGAGAUAUUUCCAGUAUAGGCUUAAAAACAGUAAUAAGUGAGUUACCUCCCUCUUCCACAACCCUGGCUGCUAAUAUCUGUAAGAAAAUUACCGGCCGACUAACAAGUGCUAUAGGCAAGCAAGAAGAUGUAUCAGUCCAAUUAGAAGCUUUAGAUAUUCUGGGAGACCUGUUGAGCAGAUUUGGAGGUGAGACAGAAACAACCCAUUUUUACAAGGAUAACAACUUAGGUUCACAAGGAUCCUUUCUACCAGCUGGUCCUUGA
Lottia gigantea (owl limpet) is the source of this 570-nucleotide messenger RNA. RefSeq lists its product as hypothetical. Lineage: Eukaryota; Metazoa; Mollusca; Gastropoda; Lottiidae. The transcript is spliced from 6 exons. Gene Ontology annotation, biological process: SCF complex assembly; protein ubiquitination. Gene Ontology annotation, cellular component: nucleus. The coding region runs from base 1 to 570 and encodes 189 amino acids. The record is from RefSeq and is a predicted model, not a curated record.